GCGGGGCAGUUGCCCCGAGCCAUGUGCUUUGGGGGGGCCCUGCGCUUGGCGAUCUGCAUAUAAAAGCAGCAGCCGCAUCCUCCUCACGCUGAAGUAGCGAGCUGAGAGAAGCGUAGAAACGAGCCGGGAGGAAGAGGUGCAGCGGUGGUUUCCUGACAGCCGCGGUAGCGAGAUGGGAAGGAGAAAACCUCACAGCAAGAAAGGCUAAGCGAGUCUACAACGAAGGCUGCAAAAAAGGGAGCUGCAGCCAAAAAAUACAAAGCCGCCGCCAACGAAGGCUGCAAAAAAGGGAGCCGCAGCUGCAAGCUCCUAGCAGACAAAAUACAAAGCCUCCGCCGCUGCCUGGAGGAAAGGAUAUAUAGAGAGAGAAAGAAUGGGGGGGGCAGUUAUGCUUUUGCUCCAGGCCCCACACAUGCUAAGGGAGGGCCUGGAUAUGACUAUAUAUUCCCAGUAACCUCCUCCCCAGCCAUGUGGAGUAAAGGACACAACCUGGUUUGAAGAACCCUUCUAAGAACAUGGCAGAGCCGCUUCAGUGGGCCAGAUACCACUGGCGGCGCCUGAUAUCUGCAGAAGAAAGGGAUGUUGGCAGUUCCCCACAGCCAGCCAAGACAACCAGUAAACAUAGGACAGUUAUACCAUGUCUGGGGCAUUUUAAUGAAGAAUAUGAAAAAGUGUCCAGACUGUAUAAGAAUAACAGAAUACGGACUACAAAGUACAGAUUAUGGACCUUUAUCCCAAGGAACAUAUCUGAACAAUUUCACAGAGUUGCCAAUUUAUAUUUCUUAUUUAUAGUUCUGCUAAACUGGGUUCCAGCGGUGGAAGCCUUUCGGAAAGAAAUCACAAUGAUCCCUCUCGUUGUGGUUCUCACAAUUAUUGCAGUGAAAGAUGGCCUGGAGGAUUAUGCAAAAUACAAAUUAGACAAAAAAAUAAACAACUUAGUGACCCAGGUCUACCGUAGAAAUGCAAAGAGAUACAUAGAGAAGUUCUGGAAAGAGGUUAAAGUUGGUGAUUUUAUCCGACUGUCAUGCAAUGAGAAAAUUCCCGCUGACAUGGUGCUGAUAUAUACUAGUGAUGGCGAUGGAAUCUGUCACCUUGAAACAUCAAGCCUUGAUGGAGAGACCAACCUAAAACAGAGGCAGGUUGUAAAAGGAUAUGCUGAGCAGGGCACUGAAGUUGAUCCAGAAGCUUUCUCAAGUAGAAUAGAAUGUGAGGCCCCUAACAAUGAUCUCACCAGGUUCCGGGGCUUUAUUGAACAUUCAGAUAAGGAGCGAGUGGGCCUGAGUAAGGAAAACUUGCUGAUGAGAGGAUGCACUGUCAGAAAUACAGAAACUGUUGUUGGCAUUGUGGUGUAUGCAGGUCACGAAACCAAAGCAAUGUUAAACAACACAGGGACUCGUUACAAGCGAAGUAAACUAGAGAAGAACUUAAACAGAGAUAUCAUCUGGUGUGUUCUGCUUCUAGUUGUGAUGUGCAUUGUAGGGGCACUGGGACAUGGAAUUUGGCUAAAUACCCAUCCAGAUCCACCUCUCUAUAGUAGUGGAAGACAACUUUCUCCAACGCUGGGAGGUUUUUUAAUGUUUUGGACUAUGAUUAUUUUAUUGCAGGUCUUGAUCCCGAUUUCUCUUUAUGUUUCUAUUGAAUUUGUCAAAUUGGGGCAUAUCUAUUUUAUCCAGAAUGACAUUGAUUUGUACCAUGAAGCAACAGACACCCGGAUUCAGUGUGGAUCUCUGAAUAUUGCUGAAGACCUUGGGCAGAUUGAAUAUGUUUUCUCUGACAAGACUGGAACCCUCACUGAGAACAAAAUGGUUUUUCGCAGAUGCAGUAUUGCAGGGCUUGAAUAUGGCCAUGAAGAGAAUGCUAAGAGGCUAGAAGCAUAUCUAGACUAUGAUUCAGAUGAAGAGGAAAUAUUACAUGCUUCACAUUGCUCUUUGAAGCGUCCAUCAAGGUUUUCCACCUCCAGGUUUCUGAGUACCAAGUCUUUGAACCACUUAUGUAGCACCAGCUUUGCACUGGGGGGUGCUGUGUCACACAUGAAACAGAUGGCCUUCAGUAGCCCAAUUGAGACUGAUGUUGUGCCUGACACACGCCUUGAAAGGAAACUGAGACGGAUCUCUCUCAAAUCCUAUGUAACACCUGAGACAGGGAUAACCCCAGAGAUAGUGUACAUCGCUGAAUUCUUCAUUGCUCUAGCGAUUUGCAACACUGUCGUUGUUUCAACACCUGAUCAACCAAGGCUAAAGAGGCGGUGGUCUUCAGUAACUAGAAUUCCUGCUUUACGCCUGAAUGAACUGAAGCAAAUGUUUCAGAAGUUGUCAUCCCGAAAAACAAGCCCCACAUCUGUUCAAAGCUCAGGCUCAGGUGAAUCACAGUCUGAAAGCACCAAGAGUUCUCCGCCGAAGCUGUCUAUUUUCCGGGCAAAGUUUCCACCAUCUUUUUCAAAUCAAACAUCGUCUUCCGAAAGCUCACCAAGCUCCUUAGUUUCAGAGCAUGAAGAAAUGCAGUCCUUGAAUACUAAACCAAAUGAAUUGUUUCCUGAACCACUUCCUGAACCUGAAUUGUCUUAUGAGGCAGAGAGUCCUGAUGAAGCUGCACUAGUUUAUGCUGCCAGGGCUUACCAAUGCACUUUGCAGUCUAGGAGUCCUGAGCAGGUGACAGUCGACUUGGAACCUUUGGGAAAUUUAACUUUUCAGCUGUUGCACAUCUUGCCAUUUGAUUCUCUCCGAAAACGAAUGUCCGUUGUGGUGCGGCACCCAAUUUUAAACCAAAUCGUGAUGUACACCAAAGGUGCAGACUCCGUCAUAAUGGAUUUACUACAUAGAGAACCAACAGGUAAUAAAAAGGUUGACAUGCAAAGGAGGAGAAUUAAAGAAAGAACUCAGAGGCAUUUGGAUGAUUAUGCUACACAAGGACUGCGCACUCUCUGCGUAGCUAUGAAGGUGCUGAGUGAUGAGGAGUAUGCCGAAUGGUUAAAAGGACAUUAUGCCGCAGAAAACAACAUAGAGUACAGGGAUGAGAUGCUCCUUGAGUCUGCAAUGAGGCUUGAGAACAAAUUAACACUGCUUGGUGCCACUGGCAUUGAAGAUCGCUUGCAAGAGGGUGUUCCAGAAACUAUAGAGGCACUGCGAAAAGCAGGGAUUAACAUCUGGAUGCUGACAGGUGAUAAACGUGAGACAGCCAUCAAUAUAGCACAUUCCUGUAAUUUACUGGAGCCAGCUGACAAAAUCUUCACCCUCAAGUCUGAUUGUCUGGAUGCCUGUUCAUUACUGCUCGACAAGAUUUUGGAUGAUAUCAACUUAACUAUUCGUUUGAAAGAAAGACGCAGCACAAACCAUUUGAGAGUCCCAACCAUGUCAGUAGCUCCUGUUCCACAGCUCACUGCUGCCCUAAUUAUAGAUGGACCAACAUUAGAAUUUGUCUUGCAUGAAAGUGUGCAGAGUAAGUUCCUACAGCUCACAGCAUGUGUGCGGGCUGUCAUCUGUUGCAGAGCAACUCCUCUGCAGAAGAGCCAAGUGGUGAAGCAGGUGCGGAAGGAGCUGAAGGUGAUGACACUGGCUAUAGGUGAUGGGGCCAAUGAUGUUAGUAUGAUCCAAGUUGCUGAUAUUGGAAUUGGAAUCUCUGGCCAAGAAGGCAUGCAGGCUGUGAUGGCAAGUGAUUUUGCAAUUUCUCAGUUCAGACAUCUCAACAAGCUGCUGUUUGUUCAUGGUCACUGGUGUUACACACGACUAGCCAACAUGAUCCUUUAUUUUUUUUACAAGAAUUUGGCAUAUGUAAACCUCCUGUUCUGGUUCCAGUUCUUCUGUGGAUUUUCAGGAACACCCAUGACUGACUACUGGAGUUUGAUUUUCUUCAAUCUGCUCUUCACAUCAGUACCACCCGUUAUUUAUGGUGUUUUGGACAAAGAUAUCUCAGCAGACGUCCUUCUGCACCUGCCAGAACUUUACAAGGCCAGUCAGAAAAACGAGCCAUAUCUGAGCUCAACCUUUGUAAUAAACUUGGUAGAUGGUUUUUACCAAAGCCUGGUUUGCUUUUUUGUCCCUUUUUGGACCUUUCGUGGCUCUGAUAUAGAUCUCUACUCCUUUGGGAGUCCUAUUAACACUACCAUGUUUUUUAUAAUAAUACUACACCUCAUCAUUGAAAGUAAAACUUUGAAUGUGGUACACUUAUUUGUUAUAGCUGGCAGCAUCUUCCUGUACUUCAGCAUCCUUGGGACAUUUGGAGCUACCUGUGUCCUCUGCAACCCACCAGCCAAUCCAUACUGGAUCCUGCAGAGACAGUUGUCUAAUCCAAUGUUUUACCUGGUUUGCAUCAUCUCAGUUCUUGUGGCUCUUCUUCCAAGGUAUUUGUUCAGGGUGAUCCAAGCUACAUUAUUUCCAAGUCCACUCAUGAAAGCCAAGCACCUUGAAGGCCGGGUCCUUACAGGCCGGAAGAGUCAGCACCGUGGCGGAAGUACAGCCCGAGCAUGAGGGGUGGAAAUGAUUGCCAAUUCUGGGAUUGCCAAUUCUGAUAAUUCCACAAAAGAAAACAACACCAAAGGCUGAGGCUUGUUGUUUUUGCCAAUAUACCUAGCACCAUUUUGUAAUAAUGUUGAAGACAGCCUGAACAGGCCCAGGGACAUGUCUGGAAAUGGUGGCAGGCUCAGUUGUGAGGGCAUUGAAAUGUUUAAGCCCCUCAAAGGAAUUCUAUUCCAUCACAUAUGGAGCUAGUGAUUCUUAAGAUGAAGGGUUGGACUUUACUUCUGAAGAGGACCACAUUUAUCUUUCUCUAAUAAAUGAGGCUGAACUGAAUUCUGCCUAGGGCAUAUAGAAGGCUUUAAAAUACUCUGUCCAAAAGGGAUUGUUAAUAAUUUUUUAAAUACCCAAACAGGGAGGGUGGUAUAUUUAAAUGACUUUACUUUUUUAUGUGAAACUCCACCACCCUCACUGCUUUUGCUUUAAAAAAAAAAAGUGCUUACAAUAAUUUAUUCAAGAUAUAAGCAGACAUUAGGUGUUGUUGAAAUGCCAAAAAAAAACCCUGGAGAAAUAAUUUAAUAUCAGCCUUGAUAACACUGAAGAGAUGUUAUUUAAGCCUGGCCUGGCAAGGAGGUUUUUGGGCUUACUGAAUUUUGCGUAUUCUUUGUACUUAUUACUGUAAUGUUCCUGGGCAAUGUCAGAGUAGUGCACAGGCAUUCCCUCUAAAAACAGCUGUGCAAAACCUUUAGCUUAAUCACUUUCCUAAUAAACAAUAUUUGUAACUCUUCAUGGAAGCAAGAUUCAUGGACAAAAUAUGACAUGUUCAGAGCCAUUUCUCUGGAGUAUAAACUAGCUGAGGAUACAGGAAAACAGAUUUCUACACAAGCACCACAUUUUUGUAUAUAUGAUGAUUAUGUGAAUGUAAGAAACUGUCUGGCUUAUAUUUCCUUAUGUAAGGAAUACUGUUAAAUUUGUUCUUCUAAAUAUAGAGUGUGUGCUCUGGCGUGGCCCUUCCUUCUCCCCUUCUUUGUAAAUAGAUUGAUGUUUUUAGAUAAUAAACUUCACUACCUUCACUUAAAGAAUGUUCCAUUAAAACUA
Rhineura floridana is the source of this 5546-nucleotide messenger RNA. It is a transcript of the gene ATP10D, whose product is annotated as ATPase phospholipid transporting 10D (putative). The record is from RefSeq and is a predicted model, not a curated record. Gene Ontology annotation, biological process: phospholipid translocation. Gene Ontology annotation, cellular component: plasma membrane. Bases 516 to 4463 code for a protein of 1315 amino acids. The transcript has 23 exons. Gene Ontology annotation, molecular function: ATP hydrolysis activity; ATPase-coupled intramembrane lipid carrier activity; magnesium ion binding. Lineage: Eukaryota; Metazoa; Chordata; Lepidosauria; Squamata; Rhineuridae.